AUGCAAAACGGCAGUCCCAACGGCCCAUCACCCGAAGAUGAAUGCGUAACGCCGGCUCCUGCUUCUCCAGAUUUCGAAGUUUCGAUCUUGCAAAAACCCGCCGAUUCUGGCCCCUACGAGUCGAUCCCUUCUGUGCCGAAAGACGAGCGAACCGAUGAACUGACAGAUGUCCGGGAUGACGAGGAAGCUACCCACGAAUUAGACGGUCCGCCGUCGAAGAAGCGAAGGAUUGCUGACACUACUCCGUCGCGCCGUGCCACUCCCCGAGCGCCUUCUCCGCCAUGGAAGAAACCUGGAGUAGAGGGUCCAACCUCAUUCAUGGUCGAGGGCCGGCGCCGGUCUGGGCGACAGAAUACGCUCCCUUUGGAAAUGCAACCCCAAUCCGACAAGCGACACACACGCGCCGCGCAACAAUCACACGCGACCAAAAGCGCCCGUGGCGCGAAGCCCGCCACACCUUCACCACUGACUGUGACGCAGUCGCGUGCCGAGGUCAAUGGUAAGCUUGGUGGCAAAGCAGCUGUUCAUGGGUCACCCCGAACCAAUUCCGCCAAGAGUGUCGCCAGUAGACAACAAAAGGUCUCGCAGUCACCCGCGCCCAAGUCAACACACCCGCGAGCGGCAUCUCGGAGCAUCGGCACCUCACAUCGCCCUCGUCCCAGUCUGAACGGUACCAGUCCACGCCAGCUUCGCGAUCGCACAUCCCUCCCGAAUACUUCCCCGAAGGCUGCUGGCGGCCUGGAUGAUAUUGAUAUAAAUGUUGAGGAUGUGGAGUCGCAGGUUGUCCCGCGGAUUCGGAUCAAAGUGAAGAAACCAAUUCUUCCAAUUCGGCACCCAGGACAUUUAAGCGGCAAGAAAUACGAGUCUUUCAGAGAAUGGGUGGAUCGCGAGGAUGCACCGAACCUGCUGUCAUCGGAGGAGGCACUGGAGGAAGCUCAGCGGCGACGUGAAGUCUUGAAUGCGGUUGAGCCUGGUGGUCCGUUGAGCGAGGAAGUUUGCUCGGCGUAUAUUACAGACCAGCAGGAGGAACCACCGCCUCAGUUCUCGCACCAGGAUCACCUGGUGAACCACGCAUUAUACUUCCAAAAACUGCUGGAGAAGGAGCACAAGCGUCAUCGGCAGACGGCUAAGCUGUUUGCGCAAUGGUGUGCUGAUGCCUAUCGGAAACGCCAUAAGAACCCAGAGGACAUUCUUCGCGAGCAGCAAGAGGAGGUCCGUGGAAAGCGCAAGCAGUUGGCCAAGGACCUUCAGAAGAUGUUUGAUUUGGCGCGGGCCGAAAUUGACCGUGUCCGCUUGGCCCGCUGGGAAGAAGAGCGCAAGGUGCAGGAUCAGCAGGCUCUUGAUCGGGCGAUCAAAAAGUCUACGGCGCUUUUCGAGAAACGCCGAUCUGAGAUCCUAGGCGAGGUUCCCAGCGAUGCUCUUGCUACAAGUGACGACGAAGGAGACAUGGACUCUGAGUUGUAUUCUUCAGAUGAUGACGAGAGUAACAUGUCUGACUCUGAAGCCGAAUCUGACGACGAAGCCAAUGUCGACGCUGAUGCUUCUUUGACCGCCGAGGAGCUUCGAUUGAAGUACGCCAAUCUUCCGGUGGAAGAUAUAGACCAGAUGUCUGUGACUUCAGCAACCACCGAUCCCAAUGCAAGUGAAGCUGCGCCAGAUGAAAACGACUCACAUGCGGUAUCUGGAGAUGCUCAAUUAGACGAUGUUGAUUCCGUGUUGAUGGAUGAUAGCGAUGAAUCUACCGACAUGGAUGAUGAUAUGGGUGACAGUGAUGAAGGGUCGAGCGAGGAUGAGGAAUCGGAGGAGGAAGAAGGAGAAGAGGAUGGCGGGCCUGGCUUGCUCGGCUUCUUCUCGUCCAAAGACACUGCAGUCCCUGAAGACGAAGAUGAAGAAGAUGACCAGGAAGCCUUCGAAAUCGAAAAGGAUACAGAAGUUAGUUCCGCCCCAGAUGCCGAGGAGAAUGGCGUCGAGGAUCCCGACGAGGUCUCUCUUGUUCCUAAUGGGCUUACACCCAACGAUGGAAUCUCAACCGACGGUACUCCGGUCGAAGUUGUUGAAGCCUCUGAAGGGACCCCUGCCGCCACGGAAGAUGCAUUUAUUGUCGAUACCUCAAUGGCCGAGAACCCCAUGGAGGACGCGUCUGUCGAGCCUGCUGCGCCUGAAGCCACGGGGCAGAUUGAGGAAGUUGAGCAGUCCGAGGCCCUUGAUGCCGAGCCUGAGCAUGAAAUUCGGCCAGGAGAAGUAUCCAGCGAAGCCUCUCCCGGGACGUUCGCUACCAAACCGUCCGAACCUGAAUCCGUCUCCUCAUAUGAAGCCCCAAUCGAAAAGGCACUGCAGACUAGUCAUUCCCCUGCCCCUGGUUUGAACACUCCAAUCCCACAUCUCCUCCGCGGUACCCUACGUGAGUAUCAGCAUUACGGAUUGGAUUGGUUGGCGGGCCUCUAUAAUAACCACAUCAACGGCAUCCUGGCAGACGAGAUGGGACUCGGUAAAACCAUUCAAACCAUUGCUUUGCUCGCACAUCUUGCUGUUGAGCAUGGUGUAUGGGGGCCCCAUCUGGUGGUUGUUCCCACCAGUGUCAUGCUCAAUUGGGAAAUGGAAUUUAAGAAAUGGUGCCCGGGAUUCAAGAUCAUGACUUAUUACGGUAAUCAAGAGGAGCGAAAGCUGAAAAGAAAGGGCUGGACCGAUGACAAUGCCUGGAACGUGCUCAUCACUUCUUACCAGCUUGUUCUCCAGGAUCAGCAGUCUCUUAAGAGGAAAGACUGGCAUUACAUGAUUCUCGACGAGGCGCAUAAUAUCAAGAACUUCCGCUCGCAGAGAUGGCAAGCUCUUCUUACAUUCAAGACCCGGGCCAGGUUGCUUCUGACGGGUACACCGCUUCAGAACAAUUUGACCGAAUUGUGGUCUCUGCUGUUCUUCCUGAUGCCCUCUGAUGGUCCUGGCACUGGAGUCGAAGGAUUCGCUGAUUUGAAGGACUUUUCCGAGUGGUUCCGGCGACCAGUGGAGCAAAUCCUGGAGCAUGGAAGAGAGACAAUGGACGAAGAGGCCAAGCAGGUGGUCACCAAGCUUCACACUGUUCUCCGUCCCUACCUUCUCCGUCGGUUGAAGGCCGAUGUCGAGAAACAGAUGCCCGGCAAGUAUGAGCAUGUCGUUUACUGUCGGCUUUCCAAGCGUCAACGCUUCCUAUACGAUGGUUUCAUGUCGAUGGCCCAGACCAAGGAGACUCUGGCCUCUGGCAACUUCCUCUCUAUCAUCCACUGUCUUAUGCAGCUCCGAAAGGUCUGCAAUCAUCCCGAUCUCUUCGAAACGAGGCCGAUCUCCACCUCCUUCGCAAUGCCUCGGUCUGUGGCUCUCGAUUAUAAAGUCAAGGAGAGCCUUGUCCGACGUCGGCUGCUGUUUGAUCACCCUCUCACCAAGGUUGACCUGGAUUUCCUCAAUCUAGCGCCUGUGUCCAGAGAGGACAUCUCCCGACGACUUGCCGACGACGGUAUCCGCCUCAUGGCCUUUGGGCCUUUCAAAGCCCUUCGUGAGCGCCAGUACCAGCGAACAAACUGGAAGAUGGAAUUCGAUGGAUCCAGCACGGAAAAUAUCCUCGAGUCUCUGGAGAAUUCUGCCCGGAAAAGGAGAAUGGCCGAGCUGGAACGAUGUCUUUACUUCGAGUCUAAGCGCCACGGUCGCCGUCCUAUAUACGGUAGCAGCUUGAUCGAAUUCUUGAGAGCCGGUACCAUGGAACACGCUCUUGCCAACGCCCCUCUGAGGAAACGUAAUAUGGCAGACUGGCUCUCGAGUCGAUCGUCGGUUCUCGCGUCGAUGAUCUUGACGGUCGAGGAGCGAUCUCGUGACAUGGAUGGCUACGUGCAGCAUUUUGCUUGUGUCACUCCCGCUGCCGUUGCUUCGGGCGUGACGGAGGCUGCCUUGACACCUGUGGAGACCCGACUCUUGACCAACACUUCGAAGGAGCAGCCCUAUGAUCCCUUUCAUGAAGCGCGCAUGCGCUUGUCAAUCGCGUUCCCGGAUAAGAGGUUACUUCAAUACGAUUGUGGAAAACUUCAGCGUCUGGACAAGCUGUUACGGGACCUCAAAGCGGGUGGUCAUCGAGCUCUCAUCUUCACGCAGAUGACGAAGAUGCUCGACAUCUUGGAACAGUUCCUCAACAUUCACGGCCACCGCUACCUACGACUUGACGGAACUACAAAGGUCGAGUCACGACAAAUGCUCACCGAGCGGUUCAACAGCGAUCCUCGCAUCCUUGCUUUCAUCCUGUCGAGCAGAUCAGGCGGACUGGGUAUCAAUCUCACGGGCGCCGACACCGUCAUCUUCUACGACCUGGACUGGAAUCCAGCGAUGGACAAACAGUGCCAAGACCGCUGCCAUCGUAUCGGGCAAACUCGCGACGUCCAUAUCUACCGCUUCGUCUCUGAGUAUACCAUCGAGUCCAACAUUCUCCGCAAAGCCAAUCAGAAACGCAUGUUGGAUGACGUGAUCAUUCAGGAGGGUGAAUUCACCACGGACUAUUUCACCAAGUUGGGCAACCAGGCGGUCAUCGAGGACGAACGAGACGGCCACGACGAGGCCAGUGCAGCUAUGGACCGCGUUCUAGGCAACCGUGUGGCGAGUGGGACCCGCGCCUUUGAGCAGGUUGAGGACAAGGAAGAUAUUGACGCGGCCAAAAAUGCUCAGAAAGAGCUCGAGCACGCCGAUGACGGUGAUUUCGAGGAUCGCUCUGCUUCACAUGGAACGCCUGCACUCGUUGGGACCCCACUCCCCACUGCCGAAGAUGCUACGCUGCUCAAUGAGCCCGUGCCUUCUCAUAUCGAUGACUACCUGUUGCGUUUCAUGGAGUGGAACAUGCGAGACGAGCCCCUAGUGCUACCUGCCGACAAAAGCAAGAAGAAGUCCAAGAAGGGCAAGGAGCAUCGUCUCAAACGGCGUCGUUAA
Penicillium maclennaniae is the source of this 4938-nucleotide messenger RNA. RefSeq names its product putative SNF2 family helicase/ATPase (Swr1) (gene swr1). Gene Ontology annotation, molecular function: ATP hydrolysis activity; histone binding; ATP-dependent chromatin remodeler activity. The record is from RefSeq and is a predicted model, not a curated record. The transcript has a single exon. Bases 1 to 4938 code for a protein of 1645 amino acids. NCBI's taxonomy places the organism in Eukaryota, Fungi, Ascomycota, Eurotiomycetes, Eurotiales, Aspergillaceae. Gene Ontology annotation, cellular component: Swr1 complex.